AUGCUGACGCCUCCGACUGUUCUCCCCAAUAAGCUCUUCGGCCCCGCGCACUUCGCCGAGACCUCCUACUACUUCGAGGGGGGGCUGCGCAAGGUGCGCCCCUACUACUUCGACUUCCGCACCUACUGCAAGGGGCGCUGGGUGGGCCGCAGCCUCCUCCACGUCUUCAGCACCGAGUUCCGCGCUCAGCCCCUCGCCUACUACCGGGCCGCCGCCCGCGCCGGCCGCCUCCGCCUCAACGAGGAGCCGGUGCGGGACCUGGACAUCGUGCUGAAGAAUAACGAUUUUCUGAGGAACACGGUGCAUCGCCACGAGCCGCCGGUCACUGCCCAGCCCAUCCAGAUCCUGGUGGAGGACGAUGAGGUGGUGGUUGUGGACAAACCCUCCUCUUUGCCGGUACAUCCCUGCGGCAGGUUCCGUCACAACACGGUCAUCUUCAUCCUGGGCAAAGAGCAUGAUCUGAAGGAGCUGCACACCAUUCACCGCCUCGACCGCAUGACCUCGGGGGUCCUGAUGUUUGCCAAGACGGCAGAGGUGUCCAAGAGGAUCGAUGAGCAGGUUCGGGAGAGGCAGCUGGAGAAGGAGUAUGUCUGUCGUGUGGUGGGGGAGUUCCCCGAACACGAGGUGGUCUGUGAGGAGCCCAUCCUGGUGGUUUCUUACAAAGUGGGAGUGUGCCGCGUGGACCCCAAAGGGAAGUUCUGCAAAACCAUCUUCCAGAGACUCAGCUACAACGGCAAGACCAGCGUGGUGAAGUGUCUGCCACGUACCGGCCGCACGCACCAGAUCCGGGUCCAUCUGCAGUAUUUGGGGCACCCUAUAGUCAACGACCCCAUCUACAACAUGGAAGCCUGGGGCCCCCACAGGGGAAAAGGUGGCAAAAUCGAUAAAACGGACGAAGAACUCCUGAAGGCGCUGGUAGAGGAGCAUCGUUCCAAACAGAGCCUGGAUGUCUUGGGCAUUUCGGAGGAGGACUUGAGCUCCGGUGCUGAAAAUACAGACUGUGGUGAUUCAAGUGACUGCACAAAGUCUGCGCAGGCUGAUCCUGUAAGUGAGAGCUCCUGCCCCGCCGAGGACACUGAGGAUCCCAAGGGGGACACUGAGGAUCCCAAGGGGGACACCAAAGAUCCCGAGGGAAAUGACGUCGCAGCCCGUCUGCUGAACUCUGAUAGCAACCUGGAAACGCUUGAGAAACAUAAAGAACUGGGUUCGUGUGAGAAUCAGGAGGGACAAAUGGGAGAAAAGGGUUCAGAAGAGAAGGACCCUUUAUGCAUGGAGUGUAAGAUCACCCGGCGGGACCCGUCUCCCAAGGAGCUGGUGAUGUUCCUGCACGCCUUGCGCUACAAGGGGGCCCAGUUUGAGUAUUGCUCCAAGAUGCCCGAGUGGGCAAUGGAGGACUGGGAGGAAUGAGCAAGUUGCUUCCGAUGCCCACCGACAUCGCUGGCCAGGAAAACCUCAUGUGAAGACUUAAAGUUCACUUCUUAGUGUGGUUGAGGUGGACAAGCUGCCCAUGAGCUGGAGAUGGGGUGGGAAGGGCUGUCUGGGGCCGGAGAACUGUCCUGGCUGCCCACGGGCACUGGGGAAGAGCAGCGGGAAGACGGGGCUACGAUGCUCCAAUUAGCUCUUCAGGGCAGCAAACAUCACUGUGCAUGGGCAGCUUUGCCUCUCACCUCAGCCUGCGCUGGGUCUGCUCUCAAUUAUCCACUCAGAUAAUUAAGUACGUGCUCUUAAAAGUCAGCAAGUGAUUUUUCCUCUGGCACACUAGGGGAUGUUCCUGUGUCUUACCCUCAGAGCUGGGGGAGCGGUGAUGGGCCGGUGGGCUGGGUGUCACGGUGAUUCUUACUGUAUUUUAUGGUCAGGCUGAUUUUAAAACCCAGACGUUAUCACCGAGAGAUGUUAUGCCGUAAGGUAAAAUCCGAGCACUGUGGAGCCCGUCUAUUUGGUGUUUAUCAUUUUUCAACAAGAUAGACUUCAAAAUUGCUCUUUCACCAUUGGUUCCAAUAAUGACUUAAAGUUAGUGACUCUAGGGAGGGAUCUCUUUAUGUUGAGCCUAUUUUUGGAGGUGCUCAUCCCUGGGUUUUGUCUUUAUGAGGUUUGUAAGGAGGCUGAUUUAGUAGAUUUUUUUGCCUUUCUGUUCUGCCCUCUCCCCCGUGAUGUUUCUGCUGCCUCCUCACAAACAUCUUCUGAGAUCUCCAUCUCUGUCCCUUAUGCCUCAUGGAGAACAUCCUCAGACUUGAGCAGAAACCCAAAGCAGAGAUCCGUCUGCUGACUUCAUUCUUUUCUAAAUUAUUAUUUUUAAACCAUACUGUAGGUGGGUUGAUUCUGAUUGGUGUGGAAUUGUUUUUAAUAUCACUUCAAUGUGACAAUCAGCUUAAAGAAAAACAAAAGCUGAUUUAUGAACCAGAUGACAUAUUUUUUUUUAAAUACAUUUUAUAUUAAUACAUUUCCAGGUUCUUACUUUCA
Calidris pugnax (ruff) is the source of this 2460-nucleotide messenger RNA. It is a transcript of the gene RPUSD2, whose product is annotated as RNA pseudouridylate synthase domain containing 2. The record is from RefSeq and is a predicted model, not a curated record. Gene Ontology annotation, molecular function: pseudouridine synthase activity; RNA binding. NCBI's taxonomy places the organism in Eukaryota, Metazoa, Chordata, Aves, Charadriiformes, Scolopacidae. Bases 1 to 1407 code for a protein of 468 amino acids. The transcript is spliced from 4 exons. Gene Ontology annotation, biological process: pseudouridine synthesis.